Cucumis melo (muskmelon) is the source of this 2181-nucleotide messenger RNA. Its product is annotated as pentatricopeptide repeat-containing protein At5g21222-like. The transcript has 3 exons. Bases 87 to 1916 code for a protein of 609 amino acids. Gene Ontology annotation, molecular function: protein binding. Lineage: Eukaryota; Viridiplantae; Streptophyta; Magnoliopsida; Cucurbitales; Cucurbitaceae. The record is from RefSeq and is a predicted model, not a curated record.
UUGGGAUUUUCUGAUGGUGAGGCGAAAGUUUGAAGAGUAGGCCAAGCAGAACUGAGAGAGUCCGGCCAGCAAAAACCAGAGUUUUCAUGGGUGUUCAUAAAGAGGGAACGAUUGCAAGCAAAAAUCUGUCUCAAGGAUCACCAGAAAUGGAAUCAUGUCUCCAGAAGAAUCAAGUGAAGUUAGUUUCAACUCCAGUCGAUUCACAAAUUCAAUCCCGUUGUCUUCUCUGUUUGGGUAACAAUAGCUGCCGAACAGUUCGUUCAAGAACAAAGCUAAUGAACAUCUUGGUUGAAAGAGGGAAGCCUCAAGAAGCUGAAUUCAUUUUCAAUAGUUUAGUAGAACAAGGACACAGACCAACUACUGUGACAUACACAGCUCUUGUAGCUGCUCUGACCCGGCAGAAGCGUUUCAAGGCCAUUUCAGGACUUCUGUCAGAAAUGGAAGAAACUGGCACUAAACCCGAUUCCAUAUUCUUAAAUGCCAUAAUCAAUGCCUUUUCUGAAUCUGGCAAUGUAAAAGAGGCCAUGGAAAUUUUUCAGAAGAUGGAGGAGAGUGGAUGUAAGCCAACAACUAGCACUUUUAAUACUCUCAUCAAAGGCUAUGGAAUCAUUCGUAAACCUGAAGAAUCUAUGAAGUUAUUAGAAUUAAUGACGAGGACUACAAAUCUCAAACCCAAUAACAGGACUUACAAUAUCCUUGUUGGAGCUUUGUGUAAAAAGAAAAAUAUAAAGGAGGCAUGGAAUGUAGUGCAUCAGAUGCUUGCAUCUGGAGUUCAACCUGAUGUUGUCACAUAUAACACAUUGGCAAGAGCAUAUGCUCAGGAUGGGGAGACCAACAAGGCAGAAAGUAUAAUAGUGGAAAUGCUAAACAAGAAGGUAAAUCCCAACGAGAGAACAUGUGGAAUAAUCGUAGGUGGUUAUUGUGAACAGGGGAACUUGGCUGAGGCUCUAAGGGUUGUCUAUCGAAUGAGGGAUCUCGGAAUACAUCCAAACCUUGUUAUUUUCAACUCUCUUAUCAAGGGCUUCCUAGAUAUUGGGGACUCGGAUGGAGUUGAUGAGGCAUUGACAAUGAUGGAAGAAUCUGGUGUAAAACCAGAUGUGAUAACAUUUAGCACCAUUAUGAAUGGUUGGAGCUCAGCUGGGCGUAUGGACAAAUGUCAAGAAAUCUUUGAUGACAUGUUGAAAUCUGGCAUUGAGCCUGAUAUCCAUGUUUUCAGCAUUCUAGCAAAAGGGUUUGUCCGUGCUGGUGAGCCUGUGAAGGCCGAGUCCCUGCUAAAUUCCAUGAGCAAAUAUAGAGUGAAACCAAAUGUCGUGAUUUUCACGACUAUAAUUAGUGGUUGGUGCACUGCAGGUAAAAUGGAGAAGGCAUGGAGGGUUUUUGAGCGUAUGUGUGACAUGGAUGUGUCUCCCAAUUUGAAAACCUUUGAGACCUUAAUAUGGGGCUAUGGAGAAGCCAAACAGCCAUGGAGAGCAGAAGAGAUCCUUCAAAUGAUGGAGGAAAAGAAUGUUGUUCCCGAAGACAGCACUCUCAAGCUUGUAUCUGAAGCUUGGCGCUCAAUCGGUAUGGUAAAUGAUGCCAUGGCUCAAAGAACAGAGGAUAAUGAAAUUCCAUGGAGAAAUUCAGAGAGAAUUCACAAGGAGGAAGGCCCACCUGCAUCUUAUUCUAAUCUUCUCAAAUCAGAAAUAGUGAUCGUAUCCAACGGUAAUGGAUCUUCUUAUUCCCAAACAAGAAGCAGGACACUCCCAAAAGGAGUUGAAGUACCAUCUGGACGUCCACGGAGCACGUCUACUUCGAUGCUCCUUCGUCAGACCCGCCCAUCUCGUCCAUUGAUCCUAUUCCAUAUCCAGAACCAGACCCAGUUUUGGAUAUGGAGGCAGCAUGCUACUACAACUUGCAGAAUGAUGUUCAUCCAUUAGUGACGACAAGGAGGCGACCAGCUGUUCCCUGAAUCUACGAUCUUAAAAAGUUGAUAAAUAUAAUCUUGCUUGCUAUCUAAAAUUAUAAAUGGUUAAGCAUUACAAAUACUUUACCCUUGUUUUGGAUGACUUUGUGUAAUUCAAGUGUACCCAAUUCAUGUAGACGAUGUAAAUUCAAUUUGAGGACCAAAAUCCAAACUACAUGAUCACAUGUAUAUUUGCUAUUCUGAUAAUAUUUAUACUACCCACUUGAUGGUUCAUUUUA